GCUAAAUUUGAUGAAUUCUCAGGCCAAAAAUCAAAGAUCAAUGUUCAAUCGAAGACACUUCAGCUGGUAGUUGCCGUCUUUUGAAUUCGGGAAGUAUGGAAAACUGAUUUUCUGCUCUUGAACCAGUAAAGCUGUAGUGUUCUGAUUUAAGAAGAAACUCAUAAAAAGGUGUCCCUUGUCAAAUUUCAAAUGACCUUAAAGGAGUAUGAGAAAUAUUUAUAAGCCUAAAGCACAUUCUCAUCCGGAGUUAGGGUUCAUAUUCUUCUUCGAGUUCAAUUCAAUUGGGCAAUGCGAUCAUUUAUUCAUUUUCUUGGUUGUUCCAUAUGUUAAAUUGUCAAGCAACCAAACGCUGAUUUUUUCUUUUUUUGGUGUUUCCUUUUUGCAGCAUAAAGAUCAUUAUCUAUUAAAUUAUCACUUGGUGUACUUGGUGGUGAAUUCUGAUCAUUGCAGUACAUCUGAAAGUACUGCUCACCAUUGGAGUUAAUGUUGGGCUUCAGUUCUUGUUUGUCUAUCUCUCGACUGCCUCAUCACUCCAACCAUUUUUCUCAACGAAUAUUGAACAAUCAUGGAAGUCGCAUGAAAAAGGUUGACCUUGGUAGACCCCAGAUUUUACCUUCUGUAUUGGGGGUUACUUCUGGCUUGCGCGUGUUCGUGGUUUCUGACUUGCAUACUGACUAUGCCGAGAACAUGAAGUGGGUAAAGUGCUUGUCCUCUAUUAAUCACAAGAAAGAUGUUCUUCUUGUUGCGGGGGAUGUUGCGGAGACGUAUGACAAGUUUGUUGUCACUCUGUCUCUCCUAAAGGAAAGAUUUCAACAUGUCUUCUUUGUACCUGGGAACCAUGAUCUCUGGUGUCGUCGUGAUGGGGAAAAUUAUGUUGAUUCUCUUGAAAAGCUAAAUAAAUUGCUUGAUGCAUGUAAGAGUCUUGGAGUUGAGACAAAUCCGAUGGUUAUUGAUGACUUAGGAAUCGUCCCCUUGUUUUCUUGGUACCAUGAGAGCUUUGACAAAGAGCAGGAUAUAGAAGGCCUUCGCAUUCCCUCAUUGGAGAUGGUGACUACUCUAUUAACUCCUAGCUUGUAAGGACUUUCAUGCAUGCAAGUGGCCCAGGGGACUUUCAAAUGGAGA
This is a messenger RNA of Neltuma alba, 1122 nucleotides long. RefSeq lists its product as uncharacterized. The record is from RefSeq and is a predicted model, not a curated record. NCBI's taxonomy places the organism in Eukaryota, Viridiplantae, Streptophyta, Magnoliopsida, Fabales, Fabaceae. The transcript is spliced from 5 exons. Gene Ontology annotation, molecular function: hydrolase activity. The coding region runs from base 484 to 1077 and encodes 197 amino acids.